Messenger RNA from Pseudomyrmex gracilis, 1344 nucleotides. Its product is annotated as epimerase family protein SDR39U1. The transcript has 6 exons. Bases 181 to 1068 code for a protein of 295 amino acids. The record is from RefSeq and is a predicted model, not a curated record. Lineage: Eukaryota; Metazoa; Arthropoda; Insecta; Hymenoptera; Formicidae.
UUCAAUUCCUUCAGCUGUCAUCAAAAUUUAUAUUCUCGUGAUAGUUAUUUCUGAUGUAACGUACAGAGAGGUGUUCGGUUGCUUCGUUUAAUAACACAGUACAAUGAACUGAGUAUUGGCAAGGCGUUGCAAAAAUAAACAUAACAUAUUUAUUAAUUGUGAUAAACUGUUAUCUUGAAGAUGGCUUUAAAACAUGUAGUUGUUGGUGGUGGUACUGGUUUCAUAGGUUCACAAUUGAUUAAAUCGUUGUCCUUAGAGGGCAUUUCUUGCACAUGUAUUUCUCGUAUGCCAGGACCGAAUAGAAUGUCAUGGAAUGAUUUAGAGAGCUACGGUUUACCAGAAAACACAUCAGCGGUCAUCAACGUAGCGGGUCAAAAUGUACUUGAUCCUAUGCAGAGGUGGUCACCUGGUUUUAAGCAAAAUGUUAGAAAUAGCAGAGUGAAAACAACUAAAGCUCUAGCAGAUGCCAUAAAAAAUACCAAAGUAGAAAGUUUUGUAACUAUCUCUGGAGUUGCAUAUUAUAAGCCCAACGAUACUGUGUACACAGAAGAGAGCAAAUGUGAACCAUACGAUUUUCUAUCAAAACUUACUCAUGAUUGGGAGGAAGCAGCACAAUUACCAAAAGAUUGCGAUGUCAGGCAAGUAACAAUCAGAUCUGGAGUUGUACUGGGCAAAACUGGUGGUAUGAUCAAGCAAAUAUAUUUACCAUUCUUUCUUGGUCUUGGUGGACCAAUAGGAACUGGAAAUCAAUACAUGCCUUGGAUACACAUUGAUGACUUAGUUAAUAUGUUUAUGUUUACACUUAAAAAUAAAGAUGUGCAAGGUGUAUUAAAUGGAGUUGCGCCUCAGCUUGUAACAAAUAUGGAAUUUACGAAGACAUUUGCAGCAGCUAUGAGGAGACCAGCAUUUAUACCUCUUCCUAGUUUUGUUCUGCAGAUAUUAUUCAGUGAUGAACGAGCAAAAAUAAUGUUAGAAGGACAAAAAGUAAAACCAAAGCGUGUAACAGAACUGGGAUUUAAAUAUCAAUAUCCAGAUAUCAAAAGUGCCUGUAAACAACUUGUGCAAUAAACUCUUUUCAUAUAUUUUCAAUGAAAACUCGAUACACAGAGACGCGUAGCUAAUUAAUUGUUAUAAAAAGUGUUAUAAUGUAAGUGUUAUUACAAUUACACUGAGUACUAUUAUAAAUUAAUAGAUUAUUUAAAUUGUAUUUAAAUUGUUAACAGCUUGCCAUCAGACGUCUAUCGCUCAGUAUACAAAUUUGUUUCUAAUAAACAAAUUUUGAUUAGCAAAUGGUAGCAAUAUUGUGAACGUGUACAUGACGAAUAAACGUUUGGUUUAAUCACA